This is a messenger RNA of Lodderomyces theae, 1845 nucleotides long. RefSeq lists its product as uncharacterized. The record is from RefSeq and is a predicted model, not a curated record. Gene Ontology annotation, biological process: actin filament depolymerization; positive regulation of actin filament depolymerization. NCBI's taxonomy places the organism in Eukaryota, Fungi, Ascomycota, Pichiomycetes, Serinales, Debaryomycetaceae. Gene Ontology annotation, molecular function: actin filament binding. Gene Ontology annotation, cellular component: cortical actin cytoskeleton. Bases 1 to 1845 code for a protein of 614 amino acids. The transcript has a single exon.
AUGUCUAUUAAACCAAUUGCCCUUGCUCCUCCUCAGCCCUCCACGCAGAGGGGUCAAGCCGCUCAUAUUGCAUAUGACGCGGUGAAUGAUAGGUUGGCCUACGUCAAUGGUAAAUCCGUUAUUAUUCGUCCAGUUGAUUUCAAUUCGAAUUCCCCCAUUGUUGUGUUCACCAAACAUAUACAUCCAACCACCGCAGUGAAGUUCUCUCCUUCUGGCUUCUAUGUUGCCUCGGGUGACGAGUCUGGCCAGAUCAAAAUAUGGGAUGCGGCACCCAAAAAGGGUGACGAAGUCUUUGAGCAACCAAUUAUAAAGAGUGAAUUUCAGGUUAUGUCAGGUCCAAUUCGGUCAAUUGCAUGGGACGCUGAUAAUGCACGUCUUAUUGCUGUUGGCCAAGGAAAGGAAAAAUUUGGGCACGCAUUUUCUUGGGAUACUGGUAAUUCCAUUGGUGAUAUUCAGGGUCAUAGCAGUACUAUUAAUGCAGUCGACAUUAAACCCCAGAGGCCAUACAGAGCUGCUACUGUAGGGGACGAUUUUGCAAUGGUUUUCUACCAGGGCCCACCUUUCAAGUUUGAUAAGAGUUUACGAGGAAAUCAUACUAACGCAAUACGUGACGUUAAGUUCAGCCCCGAUGGACAAUACAUAGUCUCGGCUGGUUCUGAUAGGGCUAUAUGUAUUUACCAAGGUAGAACCGGUGAGCUUAUCAAAAAGAUUGAAAAUGGCCAUGAUGGAGGGAUAUUUGCCGUUGCCUGGACACCUGACUCGGAGUCGUUUGUGACAGCAUCUGCUGAUGGAUCAGUCAAGACUUGGAGUGUUGAAGGGGGUUUAGUUUUGACUUACAAAGUGGCCGAAAAGCCCACAAUCUUUCAACAACUUGUUGGUUUGGCAGUGACUAAAGAUUAUGUGAUCGCUUUGAGUUACGGUGGCGACUUGACGUACUUUAAAAAUGGCGACAUAGUCCAAGUUGUUCAGGGUAAUCAAGCACCCAUCACCAAGUUGGCUUUUGCACAACCAGAGUUAUACAGCGGGAGCUCCGACGGGAAGUUGUUCAAGACUGAAGUAGAGCCCAAUGGCUUCAAACCGAAUCCUUCUAGACAAGGAGGAAAGGGCACAGAGCAUAGUAAUUAUGUGGCCGAUUUGUUGGUUAGUCGUGGGACUCUAUAUUCCGUUGGAUGGGACGACGAAUUGAAGUGUUGGCAGGACGGUAAGGUACAAGCUUCAACAAAAUUGCCAUCGCAACCAAAACAAUUGAGUAACGUGGAUGACAGCAUCGUUGUUCUUUUUGAAUCUGAGUUGCAGUUGUUCAGCAAAGACUUAAAAUUACAGUCCACAAUCAAGUUUGAAUUCUCAAGCACAAAUGUGGCACCAUUAUCAAGCUCUCAACUAUUGGUUACCAAUGCUUCAAAAAAUACUUUGGUUGGUAUUGAAGUUGACAAAGACUCCAAACUAUCCAUUACGUCGCAACAAUUUCCCACGUUGAGGACGCCACCCACAUUGAUCAGGGUUUCUCCAGAUGGUGAAUAUUUUGCCGUAGCUGACUCGGCUGGUAAAUACACCUUGUUCAAAAAUGACGGGACCGUUGUCUCAACGAGGUGGGCCUUCCAUACUAGCAAGGCAUACGAUGCACAAUGGUCACCGGACUCGAAAUAUUUGUUAAGUGGAGGGCUCGAUUGUGGAAUAUUGUUGUAUUCGGUUGAGAAACCUUCCAAGGUUGUUAAAUUUCCCCUUGCGCAUGCUUCUGGUGUUACAAGCUUAGUUUGGGUGGAUUACGACAACGAAAAACAAACGGGGCAAUUUUCUAGUUCGGGUUUGGACGGUACAAUAAGACAGUGGAGUUUGACUAGAUAG